GUGAGUUCCAGAUUAUUUAUUGUUGACGUUUUUUGUCUUCUUUCGUUUUACACCAUAGAAAACAAAAUCAGUGCCAUUCCAAUAAAAUGUAACACUGGUGUAGGAAGAAGAAGAUAGUUUACACCUAAUCGUCCAAAUACACAUAGAAAAUAGCAGAGAAGAUUGAAGAGAUGCAGUCAAGUGACACUGAUUAUCAUUUUGAUAAUAACAACACAAUUGAAAUGGAUUUUUGUGCUAAUAUGGAAAUACAAACAAAGAAAAGAAAAUUUGAAAUGACAACAGAAAAUGUGACAUCAGCUAUCAUGUCAGGAAAACAGUUUGUUUUACUUCCAAGGAACAGCAGUACCUAUGUCACAACAGAUUGGAAACUCACAGGAACAUCAUUAUUCCUACCAUUGAAAGGAGACACAUUUGUCAAUCUACAGAAAUAUGAACAGAUAACAGUUGCAGAUGGAAGCUACUUCAUUGCAGAUGAUGCAGGAAAUUAUUCAAGAUCUGUAACAGGUAAAGUUUUACACCUAUGGAAAUACUGCAUGUCAGAGAAAGACUACUUUGUUGCAGAAUCUUUCUUGUUUACAAGUCCACAGGAUUUUUCAGUUGUGAUAAAUCAUCUGUACACAAGUUGAAAUGUUCAGGCCUACCUGUGGCAGCUUUAAACGUAGAGUUGUGUGUUCAUCCUGGAGCCUAAUGAUGUGCUUAUCUACCAUGUGAAUAGAUGUACAGUGACUGAAAAAUGUUUCAUAUUUUGUUAUAAAAAUAAUAUGAUAAGGAGCACCUUGCUGUGCUUACAGGAGAUGUAAAGAGCUGUGCUAUGACUUUUUAAUGCACAUUUUGCUAACUUAAAAACUAAAGAAUAGUGGCAGUUUAUGCAAACUUUUAUUGAUAUAAGAAUUUUGUAAUGUUUAAUUUUUACAGUUCAUGAUGGCACUUUAUUUGGUGACUGUUUUUUACAUGUUUGAUUUUAAAGUAUCGUGAAGACAUGCUCAUUUAUUUUAUGAUGAAAACAGUUUUACAAGUGGAUCACAUGAUAUUGAAAUAUUUUUAUAUCUAACUUUGAAGUCAUUUUAUAAAGUUUUAAUUACU
This is a messenger RNA of Mytilus trossulus (common blue mussel), 1083 nucleotides long. RefSeq lists its product as uncharacterized. The record is from RefSeq and is a predicted model, not a curated record. The coding region runs from base 171 to 626 and encodes 151 amino acids. Lineage: Eukaryota; Metazoa; Mollusca; Bivalvia; Mytilida; Mytilidae. The transcript is spliced from 5 exons.